AUGGCGGGUGGGAAUGAGAGGAGAGGCCUCCAGCUUCACUAUGACCUGGAGAUCAGCCAGCAGGGCGGCAGCACUGCAGUGAAUGAGCUGCGGGCACAGCGGCGUCUCUGGCAGCAGCGCCUCAACUGGGAGAUCCAGAACAUCAGCCUGGAGCUCAUCGUCAACAUCUUCAGGGGUGUGGCCGACCAUCUGAACUAUGAGCACAGAGUCUUUAAUAGUCAGGAGUUCCUCAAGUCCAGGGAGCCAUUGGACCAGCCCUUUUAUAAAGAGGUGUUGGAGAGUCAUAUUUUCCACAUCUUUCUAAAAGAUCGGUUGAAUCGUAAGAUGGACGCCUACACUCGCAUGGAACAGAGCACUCGCUCUGAGGCCGAAAA
Clupea harengus (Atlantic herring) is the source of this 374-nucleotide messenger RNA. It is a transcript of the gene dennd3b, whose product is annotated as DENN domain-containing protein 3-like. The record is from RefSeq and is a predicted model, not a curated record. The transcript has 4 exons. The annotation marks the transcript as partial. Gene Ontology annotation, molecular function: protein binding. Gene Ontology annotation, biological process: regulation of Rab protein signal transduction. Gene Ontology annotation, cellular component: cytoplasmic vesicle. NCBI's taxonomy places the organism in Eukaryota, Metazoa, Chordata, Actinopteri, Clupeiformes, Clupeidae.